UUUCUUGGUAACCUGUCCUACCCAAGAAGCAAAAUGUUCUUCCUUCUCUCAUUUCUGAUUGUGGGAAUGAAGCUCCGCCUGAUAACAGGUUUAUUUACGGUGACGGUUCCCAAGGAACUGUAUAUAGCAGACUAUGGUAGCAAUGUGACAAUGGAGUGUAACUUUGACACUGGUGGACAAGUGGACAUUGACGCAUUAAGAGUCACUUGGGCAAAGGAUGAAAGGAAAAUUGUGAAUUUUUCUAGUAAACAGAAAGACCUGGAAAUUCAAAGUGAGCACAAUGAAAGAAGAAUGACGUUGUUAGAGGACCAGCUGUCCCUCAGGAAGGCCUUGCUUCACAUUAGGGAUGUACAAAUAAUGGAUGCUGGCCAGUACCACUGCCUACUUCUCUAUAGGGAUGCUGCUGACUACAAGUACGUCACUCUGCAAGUAAAAGCUUCCUACAAGACAAUAAAUACUCAAGUCAUCAGGGUCCCAGGAAGCAAUGAAAUGGAGUUUACCUGUCAGUCUAAAGGCUAUCCUCUGGCAGUGGUAUCCUGGCUAAACAUCAAUGAAUCUGUGAAUACCACCCACUCGAAGACCCCUGAGGGUCUCUAUAACAUCAUCAGUGUCCUGAGGCUAAAGGAAAACACCCAUAGGAACGUCAGCUGUGAGUUCUGGAAUGAAGCUGCCCAAGAAAGGACGUCUGCUAUUGUGAACCCUAUUUUAGGUAACCAUUGA
Messenger RNA from Vombatus ursinus (common wombat), 720 nucleotides. Its product is annotated as programmed cell death 1 ligand 2-like. Gene Ontology annotation, biological process: negative regulation of T cell proliferation; cellular response to lipopolysaccharide; T cell costimulation. Bases 34 to 720 code for a protein of 228 amino acids. Gene Ontology annotation, cellular component: external side of plasma membrane. The transcript has 4 exons. NCBI's taxonomy places the organism in Eukaryota, Metazoa, Chordata, Mammalia, Diprotodontia, Vombatidae. The record is from RefSeq and is a predicted model, not a curated record.